CGAAUCUCCCAGAGAGACUCUGACUCUUUUGUUUAAAUGGCAAUGACGCUCAUUGCUGGUGGCGAUCUGCUACUCCAACUAAUAUUGCUACCAGAUACUUCUCUCUGCUGCUUCUUCUUCUUCUUCUUCCCCUGCGCCUCCAUUGUCAUCCUGCAUGCGCCCCACCUCACCUGAACACACUACUCCCCCUCUCUCUGUGCUUCCAACACUGCAAUGGCUGAUCACCCUUCUGCUGACUCGCUCUCUGUGACUCGCUGGCUCACUGAGUUCGUGCUAAUCGCCUCGACUUUGGCUGCUCUGCCUCUCGUUAGUGGCACCACCGAUGCUUCUGAUGUUCGAGCACUUCAGGUACUGUACACCUCAGUAAACAGUCCUUCUCAGCUAACCGGUUGGAAAAGUAGUGGCGGUGAUCCGUGUGGAGAGUCAUGGAAAGGGGUAACUUGUGAGGGCUCAGCUGUUGUUUCAGUAGAGGUUUCCGGGUUAGGUCUCAGUGGAACUAUUGGAUACUUGCUUUCCGACCUGCUAUCAUUGUUAAAACUUGAUUUGAGCGACAACAAUUUUCAUGAUACAAUCCCAUAUCAGCUACCGCCAAAUCUUACAAGCCUAAAUCUUGCAAGGAACAACUUCACUGGAAAUUUACCUUAUUCUAUUGCCAACAUGGUUUCUCUCAGUUAUUUGAAUGUUAGCCGUAACUCACUAUCCCAGUCAAUUGGUGACAUUUUUGCUCAUCUUGCUGGCCUUUCUACCUUGGAUCUAUCUCUUAACAACUUUACCAGUGAUAUUCCUAAUUCCUUAAGUUCAUUGUCCAAUCUUUCUUCCCUCUAUAUGCAGAACAAUCAACUGACUGGUACUCUCAAUGUUCUGACGGGUUUGCCUUUGACUACUUUAAAUGUUGCCAACAACCAUUUCAGUGGAUGGAUACCCCAAGAGCUUAGUUCAAUUCGUACUUUUAUUUAUGAUGGAAAUGGUUUUGAUAAUGGUCCUGCUCCUCCACCACCACCAUAUAACCCACCUCCCCCGGGAAGAUCUACUAAGAAUCGCAGUCGUUCCGGAUCUGGAACACCCCCACAGGGAUCUGAUGGCCAAUCACAUGAUUCAAAAAAUGGGCUGGCCGUUGGGGCUUUGGUAGGGAUAAUUCUGGGUUCUGUUUUUGUUGCUCUCAUUGUCUUACUUGCUCUUGCCUUUUGCAUACGCAAAAAUAAAAGGGAGGACAGGAUUCCAAGAGCUUCUGGGGGAAAUGUCUCUGCUCGCACAAAUAAUGUAAAUACUGAGAUGCAAGAGCAGAGGGUAAAAAGUGCGGCUGCUGUAACUGAUCUCAUGCCUCCACCCGCAGAAAUUUUGGUGGUUGAUAGGUUACAUAGUAAAAAUGGAUCGAUAAAAAGGAUAAAAUCACCUAUCACUGCUACUCCUUAUACUGUAGCCUCUCUCCAAUCAGCAACUAAUAGCUUCAGUCAAGAAUUUCUUAUUGGUGAAGGUUCUCUUGGACGUGUUUACAGAGCAGAGUUCCCUAAUGGAAAGAUAAUGGCAAUUAAGAAAAUUGACAAUGCAGCACUAUCAUUGCAAGAGGAAGAUAAUUUCCUUGAAGCUAUUUCAAAUAUGUCGCGCUUGAGGCAUCAAAACAUUGUUACACUGGCUGGAUAUUGCGCAGAGCAUGGGCAGUGUCUUCUAGUCUAUGAGCAUAUAGGAAACGGGAGCUUGCAUGACAUUCUUCAUUUUGCUGAAGAUGGCAGUAAGACUCUGAAUUGGAAUGCCCGUGUUAGGGUAGCACUUGGCACAGCUCGAGCUUUAGAGUACUUGCAUGAAGUUUGCUUACCUUCUGUUGUACAUAGAAACUUCAAGUCAGCAAAUAUUUUACUUGAUGAAGAGCUCAAUCCCCACUUAUCUGACUGUGGAUUAGCUGCUCUAACGCCAAACACAGAGCGACAGGUUUCACCUCAGAUGGUGGGUUCAUUUGGUUAUAGUGCUCCUGAAUUCGCCUUGUCAGGAGUAUACACUGUAAAAAGUGACGUCUACAGCUUUGGGGUGGUGAUGCUCGAGCUGUUGACUGGUCGGAAGCCACUAGACAGUUCAAGGUCGAGGUCAGAACAGUCACUUGUGAGAUGGGCUACUCCCCAACUACAUGAUAUAGACGCCCUAGCAAAAAUGGUUGAUCCGGCCUUAAAUGGCAUGUAUCCUGCGAAGUCUCUUUCACGUUUCGCUGACGUCAUUGCGCUUUGUGUUCAGCCGGAGCCUGAAUUCCGGCCUCCCAUGUCCGAAGUUGUGCAAGCGCUGGUCCGCUUAGUGCAAAGAGCAAGCGUGGUCAGACGUUCAAGUGACGAAUCUGGUUUCGCAUACAGGACCCCCGAUCACGAAGCAAUUGACAUGCCAUUUUAAGUGUCCCCGGCAUCCUUUUUUCUCACUUUUCUUUUUCUUGCUAGGAGAGAUUCCAUGGUGUGUGAGUUGAUAGAUUCAAACCCAAGCCUCGGGAAGGAGACGACGCAGACAAGUACCUUUUUUCCUGUUGAAGCACAUAUGUUGAAGAUAUUUGCAGUUUUUCUUAUACAAAUGGGGAGGCGAGGUUCGGAUGGAACACAUAGAAGCGGAGACGAACAAACGAUUUGUGCUGAAAUUAGAUUAAAAAGAUAUAUAAUUAUGAUUCAUAAAGUUUUAUUUGCACAUAAUAAUAAACCUUACGAUCACUGUCAAACAAUUAAAUGCAAUGCAAGUAUUCUGGUAAUUGGCAGCUAAAUUUUUA
Malus domestica (apple) is the source of this 2734-nucleotide messenger RNA. RefSeq names its product protein STRUBBELIG-RECEPTOR FAMILY 8. The record is from RefSeq and is a predicted model, not a curated record. Gene Ontology annotation, molecular function: ATP binding; protein kinase activity; protein binding. Gene Ontology annotation, biological process: protein phosphorylation. Lineage: Eukaryota; Viridiplantae; Streptophyta; Magnoliopsida; Rosales; Rosaceae.